Molecule: messenger RNA, 2886 nt
Organism: Trametes versicolor FP-101664 SS1
Lineage: Eukaryota; Fungi; Basidiomycota; Agaricomycetes; Polyporales; Polyporaceae
Product: prokaryotic type I DNA topoisomerase
Exons: 12
Coding region: 1-2886 (961 amino acids)
Biological process (GO): DNA topological change
Cellular component (GO): nucleus
Molecular function (GO): zinc ion binding; DNA topoisomerase type I (single strand cut, ATP-independent) activity; DNA binding
Source: RefSeq, a predicted model, not a curated record
AUGAGGGUCCUUUGUGUUGCGGAGAAACCGUCCAUCUCGAAGUCUAUCACUCAGAUAUUGUCGGGUGGCCAGUUCACGACGAGGAACAGUCGGAACAAAUAUAUCAAGAAUUAUGACUUCAACUAUCCCCAGACGAAUUCGUUCUACACCGUAACGUCGGUCACCGGCCAUGUUAUGGAGCAUGACUUUAACAUCAUGUACUCUAAAUGGACCUCAUGCGACCCAUUCGCUCUCUUCGAAGCCCCGGUCGAGUGCAGGGUCAAGAAGGAUGCCGACACUAUAGCCGAGAACCUCAAGACCGAAGCAAGACGCGCGCAACUCCUCAUGAUUUGGACGGACUGCGAUCGUGAGGGCGAGAAUAUUGGCGCGGAAAUCAUGAAGAUCUGCCGGAAAGCGAAUGCCAACAUCACGGUCAGGCGUGCUAGGUUCAGCGCCAUCAUUGCCCAGCAAAUUCACCAUGCCGCCCAGAACCCGGUGCAACUUGACAUGGCUCAAGCCAAUGCAGUAGAGACGCGCAUUUUGCUGGACCUUAGGAUAGGCUCCGCAUUUACCCGUCUCCAAACGCUCAAUUUGCAAAACCGUCACGAGGCCUUGAAACGAGAGCUGAUAUCGUACGGUCCGUGUCAAUUCCCCACCCUUGGGUUUGUCGUCGCCCGGUACAACAAACUCAAGAACUUCAAACCUGAGCCGUUCUGGUAUAUCUAUUUGUCGCUAACCCGUCCGUCUGCAACCGAUUCGGAUGGCGAGGAGACCGUCUUUACGUGGAGGAGAGGGCACAUAUUCGACGUCAAUAAUGCGAUGGCCCUGUAUGAUGCGGCACUCGCCCACGCUAUGGCUCGAGUUUCGAAAGUGACCGUGAAGGAUACCAAGAAGUGGAAGCCGCUCCCGUUGACCACGGUAGACUUGCAGAAGGCGGGUUCGCGCUUGCUGAAGAUCUCGCCCAAACGGGUGCUCGACAUCGCAGAGAGCUUGUACCAGAGAGGAUUUUUGUCUUAUCCGCGCACUGAGACUGACGUAUAUGACCCCCAAUUCGACUUCAUGACCUUGAUAGGAAAGCAAACCGCAGACCCCGCAUGGGGUGGAUUUGCUGGUGGCUUGCAGAAUGGAGGCUUCAAUGCUCCGAGGAAGGGCAAACACGAUGAUCACGCGCAUCCCCCAAUUCAUCCCACCGCGCAUGCAGGGAAUCUCGCUGGGGACGAAAAGAGGGUGUACGAGUACAUCACGCGUCGCUUCCUCGCGAGCUGUUCCAAGGAUGCGACAGGUUGGUUGACAACAAUAGACGUGCAAUACGGCGAGGAGGAGUUCUACGCCACCGGACUCGUUAUCCGAGAGCGGAACUACCUGGACGUCUUCCCGUACGACAAAUGGGCGGACAAGGAAGUGCCAAACUUCCAAGAGGGGGAGGCCUUCGUUCCGACGGAGUGUAGGCUUGACGAAGGCCAAACGUCCAAACCGACUCUUCUCACAGAAGCAGAUCUAGUCAGUCUCAUGGACGAGCAUGGCAUUGGAACGGACGCCACGAUCGCCCAACACAUACAAACGAUCAUCGACCGCGGGUAUGUUAUCGAGCGGAUGCAAGGCGCUACCAAGUAUCUUGUCCCGUCAACACUCGGCAUAGGGCUCGUAGAGGGCUACGAUGCUAUUGGCUUCGACCAUAGUCUGAGCAAGCCGGAGCUCCGACGCGAGACCGAGAUGCGCAUGGUUGAUAUAUGCGGAGGCGUCAAGUCGAAGAACGAGGUGCUCGCAGAAAGCAUUGAGCGCUACAAGGAGAUGUUCAUGCGGACCAAGAUCGAGUUCGAGAAGCUCGUCGCAGCUGUCGGACAUCGUAUUAAUGGACAAGGCCCUGUACCAGAGGUGGACCUUGGGGAAGCUCAUGAAGAUGAUGACGAAGACGGCGGUGGGGGCCCUGGGGGCGGGGGCGGUGGCAGAGGAAGGGGCCGAGGCGGGGGCCGCGGUCGUGGUGCAGGAGGUGCAACGCGUGGAACAAGAGGAGCGGGUACCAGAGGCGCGAGCUCGACACGAGCUCGGCGCGGCCGCGGCCGUGGAGGCUCCGCGGCAGCCAACGGGCCACCACCUUCACCACCACCACCCCCACCUCCUCCUCCUCCGCCGGCGCGCAGACAAGCCCCGGCCGCGCUUGCCGAUGAUGAGGAUGAGCACUACUGGAGCGACGACCCGAUCCCACCUCCAUCGCCUCCGCCACCAGUUCGUCAUCCACCAGCUCGUCCUGCGCCGGCUCGCCCGGCACCAGCACCGGCACCAGCUCGUCCCGUGCCCCCAAGGAGCGGACAUUCGCUAUCGGCAUCUGCGCUGCCACAAUGCGACUGCAACAUACCCGCUGUAGAACGCACCGUCACGAAAGAAUCCGCCAACAAGGGCAAGCGGUUCUGGACAUGCGGGCAGAACCAAACAUGCCAGUUCUUCCAGUGGUCCGACGGGCCUUCUGCCAGCGGUACCCCAACCGCCGCCGCGUCCUCGUCAUCUUCACGCGCCUAUCCCUCGAGUACGGCGUACUCAUCGGCAUCGGCUGUGGUCCCUGCAAAGCGCCCGCAUAGUGCUGUGGGGGCCGAGCGACGCUGCGGGUGCGAUCUGACCGCUGUCUUGAAGGUGUCGCAGUCGGCGUCCAACGCGAACCGCAAGUACUGGUCGUGCCCCAAUGGGUCGCGCCAGGCUAGGUGCGCGUACUUCGAAUGGGCAGCGGAUGACGAGGAUGGCCCCAUCGAGCCGCCGAAGAGGACGUUCUCGAGUAAUGCUGGGAACGCGCCAAAUGGCGGUGGAGGCGGUGGGGCCGGCGGGUCAUCUGGUAGUGGGUGUUAUAAAUGUGGCGAAGAGGGGCAUUGGGCAAGCGGUACGUCUGUUUUCGAACGUCGAGCGAUAUUGAACUGA